Molecule: messenger RNA, 797 nt
Organism: Notothenia coriiceps (black rockcod)
Lineage: Eukaryota; Metazoa; Chordata; Actinopteri; Perciformes; Nototheniidae
Gene: crfb2
Product: cytokine receptor family member b2
Exons: 4
Coding region: 1-768 (255 amino acids)
Biological process (GO): cytokine-mediated signaling pathway
Cellular component (GO): plasma membrane
Molecular function (GO): protein binding; cytokine receptor activity
Source: RefSeq, a predicted model, not a curated record
AUGAUUAAACUCCCCUCACCUGUCAACAUAAACCUGACCUCAAGCCAUUUCAAACACGAGUUGAGAUGGGAGCCUGGACCAGGGACACCCACAGGAGUCUACUACCAAGUCGCUGUAAUGACAGACAAGGGGACUAUCUGGGUGCCAGUUUCCGGCUGCCAGCAUGUCCAGUCCCCUCUGGUGUGCAACCUGACAGAGGCCUUCCCCGUCCGGGAUCAGCUGUACUUCACCAGCAUCUCAGCACUGUUGGACUCACAGCCAGGAAAAGUCACCGUUGUCAUACACCCUGGAUUUGAGCCCAUCAAAAACACUGCCCUGGACCUGCCCCUGCUGACUGUGACGCCCUGUGGCCAGGAUCUGUGUGUGGACCCCCGGCCCCCCGUGGAGCACCUCAGGGCCUUCUAUGAUAAUCUGCAUUACCAACUCAGGAUCCAGAGCAACAAUGCAAACAACGCACAGUCAUUUAUGGACAGCCGGUCUCUGGAACGAGUGAUUCUGAAGAAUCUGGCCUCUGGCAGACAAUACUGUGUGUCAGUCCGUAUCUCUCACGUUUGGGAGCGCAGGAAGUCCAACUACAGCCAGCCUGUGUGUGCUUUCACCCCCGCCCACUACACUGCAGGUACAGCUCUCUGUGUUCGGGUGCACAGCCCCACUAUUCUGUUCUCCAUGUAUCACAACAUGUUAUUGUUCUACAGUGGGAUUAUUUUCCAAAGUCCUUAUGACUGCUGCUUCAUAUGUUCUCUGUCCCCAUGGCGUCCACAUCAAUAAAGAGUUGUUAGAAAAGCUUUCUCUGACUA